Molecule: messenger RNA, 667 nt
Organism: Diospyros lotus (date-plum)
Lineage: Eukaryota; Viridiplantae; Streptophyta; Magnoliopsida; Ericales; Ebenaceae
Product: cytochrome c oxidase subunit 6b-3-like
Exons: 5
Coding region: 263-496 (77 amino acids)
Cellular component (GO): respiratory chain complex IV; mitochondrion
Source: RefSeq, a predicted model, not a curated record
AAUUAAUUUUUCUAGGCCACUUCCUUCACACAUUUUGCCCCCCGUCUCUGUCUCCGUUUCUGUCUCUCGUCUCAAAAAAGCUCUCUUUAAGAGAACGGACCCGGCAAGCCACAGCCUACGGUGUCUCGCACCCUUCCCAGCUUCUGGUUGACCACAGCGGACUGAGCAAUUCGGAUACCCAGCUUAUUAAUUGUCUAUCAUUUGCAUUUGCUGUCGAUUUGCUGAUCUCUCUCUGGUUCAGAAACUUUUGAUCUGACCAACAAUGGCUGAGGUUGAACUGAGGACUGCACCAGCUGAUUUUCGAUUUCCGACAACAAACCAAACCCGACACUGUUUCACACGAUACAUUGAAUUUCACAGAUGUUUGGCAGUAAAGGGAGAAGAAGCUAGUGAAUGUGACAAAUUUGCCAAAUAUUAUCGGUCUCUUUGCCCUGGUGAAUGGGUUGAAAGGUGGAACGAGCAGAGAGAGAAUGGGACUUUCCCGGGGCCUCUCUAAUUGAACAUCUUUAUUUGGGAUGAUUUCUCUUUUGAAAUCGGGGUUUGCUGAACAGCUUUGUCAUUUCUUUCUUUAGAGCAAUGUGUUUGGUUUUUUCCUUGAAGCUUGUAUGAAGGCACGCUUCUCAUGUAAACCAAAAAAAAAUUAUAUGCAUCUUAUGUUAAUUUAUUA